AUUCAGGCAGCUCGUGCGCAUGAUUGGAUAGAGAAACAAAGCGAUUCCUUCGACACCGUUACUGUGACAUACAGUAAACAUCCAGAACGCAUCUUGAUGGGAGGCACCUGGCAGUCCCCCCUCUCUCCUCCUCCUCCUCAUCCUCCUCUUCCUCUCCUCUUCCUCCUCCUGCUGCUUCUUCUCUUGGCAAGGAUGACUCAGCAGUCACAACAUCAACAGGAGGAUCUCUCUUGUCUGAACGACUUCUUGGGAAAUAUCAGCUGUGUGUGGAACUGUUCAAACAAAUCAGAGAUAGCCAAAGAUCAGUGCUUCCUCUGGGCCAAAUUUGUAACCAGAAGAUUAAACGAAAAUGCCUUGUGUGAAUUGAUGUCUCUGGGUCAAGAUCAUUGCUACAAAGGAUGCCAUCUUCAAUUCGACAACAAGAGGUACAGUGUUACACACAAAGCAUCCCUUGACGUUAAGUGUAAAGGCGAAGUUGUGGAAUCUUCCUUGUACCUUUUUUUUAAGCACAUCAAGCUGCAGCCUCCUGACAUGCCGAGUGUUGCCCAGGGGAACUUAUCAUGGACAGCUGGUGCCGAAAGACCCAUGUUAAUAUACAAAUACAUCUAUGAGCGACAGUUCAAGAGGGAAGACGAGCCAUGGGAGGCUGCCCGGGUCCGGAACCACACGCAGCCAGAGGAGAAGCUGGGGCCCUUGCUGCUCCUGGGGGUGAGCUACCAGGCCAGGGUGAGGGUGAGGCCCAUGGCGACUGCCGAAAAGAACUCCUACCAGAGCACAUGGAGUGACUGGGGUCCGGUACUCACCUGGACAUCUGACGUGGGAGAUCCGCCACCAGCCCCACCUCUCCAACAUCUGCCUAUCCCGGUCAAGAAAAUUAGCCUACUGUGUGGGGGACUCUGUUUGGUUGUAGCGAUGACACUGUGUUGCAGCAAAAAAGUCCGCACGUUGAGCCGCUGCAACAGGUUCAAGAUGAAGAGCCAGCACGUCCCAGACCCGUCCAGAUACUUCCAGCCACUCCACGCCGUUCACGGAGGGGACUUCCAGAGGUGGCUGAGCCCCAUGUUUGGCCCCGAGUCUUUUGCUGCCACCCAGCCCGCAGACAGCAUCUCCCCUGUGGAGGUGGCACCGAUGCUGUACACCGAGCCCUACCUGGCCCCGGGCACCUUUAUGCCCAUGCAGGGCAAGAGUGGCGAGGCCUGGACAGGCAGUGGUCAGUCCUCUUGCUACUCCAACAUGGGUUACUUCUACACCGAGUCCCGGCCCGGCCAUAGGCAGAUCGAGUCCUGCCCGAUCUACUUCACGUACCCGCCCGAGGCUGGCGGGAACGCGCCCAAAGCUGACACGUCCGGGACCUCCGGGACCUCCGGGACAUCCGGGACCUCGUACGAGCGACUGCAGCAGAUUCCGCAGUUCCGUUUCGCGGGAGCUCCAGACCUCCACAAUCCCCAGGGGGAACCGCUGAGUCCAGAUUCGGGAUUUGGGGUGGAGGUGAGUGAGGGAGGGGGGAUGAAGGAGGAGGAGGAGGAGGAGGAAGAGGAGGAGGAGGAGGAGUUGAAGAGGCAGAAAGAGGAGCACAGCUUCGCUGUGCGUCUCCAAAGCUUAGGAAUUCCCAUUCCCAUUGAGGCCUCUUUAAGCUUCCCUAUAAGACCCCCUGAGCUGAUGUCAACCAUCAUGGAGUGUGAAGAUACUGCUCCUGUAACAACGUGCAUUUACACCCCUUCACCACUAGAGGCCAGCCUGGCCAGAUCAGCCUCUAUGAUAAUCCAGCCUUGUGGCAGUGGGUAUCUGACAGUAAAAGAAAUGCAAAAUACCUGUAGCAACAAGUCCAUCUAGGAGCAUUACAUCACAGGCUUUGAGCCAGCAAUGCCAUUACAUGCGUCGGAACAUUGUCUUUAGCUACUUAGUGCUAAGGAAUGCUUCCUUGGAGUAAUUGAUUUGCAUUAACAUAUUAGACCUCUGAGGUCCGUAUAAGGAGAUCCGGUAUCUUAUGAUUUUUCCUAUGGGAUAAUAGCGUGGGGAUUUUUAAUUAUUAACGCUGUUAAACUGUUGUUAACGCUGUUAAACGAAGAAGUCUGAAAUACUGAAGUUUUGCUCUACACACUUUUUUCCGUUUGUCUUGAAGUGGAUGCUAACUUGCUGUGCAACUUGCCAUAGGCAAUUAGCUUCAAUUAACACCCGGAUCUCCUUAUAGGCAAGGAUGAGCUUUGGGUACAUUUAUGUAAGGGAACUUCAGAGGUCUUAGCUUUGUGUACAGUAUGUCUUACGAAACACUUACUGUACAUGUAUCACUUUUGCCGCUAUGUACGUACUGGUCUCCUCAUUACAUGGCACGUCACAAUAGAAAGUUAUCAUCCAUGCAUUGACAACAUACAGUAUACUAAAUGUUAUCUGUAACAUUUGCAGUGUUGGGAAGUAACAGAAUACACGUAGCCUAUUCCGGAUUCCGGAUUUAAAUGCAGUUACAAUUUAAAUGGGUGUUACUCUGAAAAGUUACAUCGAUACAUUUAAAAGAUUAUAUUUUAAGUCAUAACAUGUAGGCCAAGGCUUUUCAAACUCAAAGGGAAAAUAUUUGUUUAACCACACCAUGUAGCCAUGUUUAUGUCUCAAAUUGGCUCCUUUGUCUUUCCCUUUCUGUUUAUAGCCUAUUGAUAGCCUACAUGAAAAACCUCUCAGGAAAUUAAGAAUGUAAAAUUAGUUUUGUUUUGUCAGCAUAGGCUAUUAUAGAUUUGUUUUUGCGAAAAGGCAUAACGCCCCUUGUGCUGUUGAAAUUAAUUUGAACAUGUUUGUUUACUUUGUUUGAGAUUUGGUAGCCUUUUAGUCAAUGUGCAGACAAGCACCUCUGUCGUAGGUUCUUUGACACAAGAAUGUUCACAGUGUUAAAUAUCCUCAUUGUAAAUCAGAUUGUGAGUUGUUGUUGACAUUAUGGGCCAACUUCACGUAACCUCACAUGACUGUUUCAUCCACCACUGCUAACACGAUAUGAUGCACUCUUGACGUAAUAUAUUAAGUAUUCAAAAUACAUUACUCGCUUUAAGUAAUCUAUUGGAAAACAGUGCAAAAUACAUUUUAGGGCAUGUAUUCUGUAGUGCAGUGGUUCUCAAACUUUUUUACAAUGAGUACCACCUCAGAGAACAAUUGACUCUACAAGUGCCACCAUCAUGACCAGCAUUAGAAUAUACGGUAGCGUAGGAGUACCACAACAGAGAGUCCGCGCACCACCAGUGGUAUCCGUACCACAGUUUGAGAACCACUGCUGUAGUGGAAUGCAUUUGAAAAGUAACCUUCCCGACACUGAACAUUUGCGCACAUACAGUAUCACCAGCAGAAUUGUUCAGUUUAGCACACUCUACAAAGGCCUGUUUACAUUUCCAGUCAAACAUGGCUUACCUCACUAGAUAUUUACAAUAUUUACUAUAGGCGAUGUCAGUUCUCUUACUAUCGCUUUUCGCCUUGACUUUUCCCUAUAGCUUGUUCACUGACAGGCUGUCACUGUGACAGCCACAUGGCCAAGUCAUGGCUCUGUUAUGUGGCGCUGUUGCACCUAGAGUGAGUUCUAUGAUUGAGUGACAACUGGUUUUCCAGCCUCUCUUGAGAUUUAUGGGUGUUUAGAUACUAGCUGCAGUUUGCAUGCACAUGGUAUUGAAUUAGCACAAUGAUUAUGCUACUAAUUAAAUAAACUUAAGCCUUAACCUGCUUGUGCCUUCAGCCUUUAAGUAUAUUGCCUGUUGUGUAGGUCAGUGGUUCCUUACUGGUCUGGCUUUGGGACCCACAAUAUCCCAUGUUCAUUAAGUCACAACCCAUAUAUUAGUUUUUAGCAAUCAAAGCAAUGGAUACUGACUACUCUAGUACCAUGGGGGUCCCAUAGCACAGCUGAGAUGGCUACUUCUGUAUGUGUGUGUGUGUGUGUGUGUGUGUGUGUGUGCGUAUGUGCUCAAAAUCCAGGGCUGUGAGGCUCUCACAGCACAAAAAAGGAAGCAACUUUUUUUUUGAUGACUUUUUGGGAAAUACCAGGGGGUAAAUUCACCUGAGAGUCACUCUCUCCGGCAGAAUCGAGUUCCUUAUGUAGGGAUUGGGAGUUUAUAGUCAUGUCAACGCACUUGAGAGGUUCUCUCUAUUCAGAAUUGAGCUCCCUUUCUCCUACUUGUGCUUAAUGUGGUCGGUUCAUAGAGAAAGUUCAGAGCUACAUUGCAGAAGUUGGUCUGCCACGAUGGUUAAAGAGGGGUUUAAAGUUCCUUUUACGGAGGUUUGUCUGCCAACAGAGGGAAGUUAAAGGUCCUUCUUACAGAUAUGUUAGGCAAAUAUUAAGCUCUAUUAACGAAUUAGGUACAGUUUACUAAUACAUUUGUAUAUAUAUAUACAAUGUUCCCUAUCCUCACUUGUGUGUUUUACAGAAAAUGAAGGGGGAAAUGUAUGCAUAUUGAUAGAAAUGGAAUGUUGCUCUCCAUAUAAAUUCUGUUUGAUUGGAGAACAAUAUAUGGAGACAUUUCUAGCUAUCACAGCCACCACUCACAACUGUGAGAGGAUCACUUUCAAAACAUGAGCAUACCCAGCAACAAAGAAAAAUAUAGCCGCAAGCGGCGAUGGCGGGCCCGAGCACCUGCGGUGCGGAGACCUGUGAAAUUUCGGAAUCUAACAAAGCAACAUGUGCGUGGUGGUGGGCAUGUGCAUGAGCAACACACAUGCCCACCAAAUUUGGUCAAUUUUCCUGAAUGUAUGUGUCAACCACAACAGACAACACGCUAGGUGGCGUUAUAGAGUCCCUGAACCACACCCUAGGCCAGAGCUCUAUCUGUGACUAUCGAUAGCAAUAACGCACAAGCCCACCAAAUUUGGUUCAUUUUCGUGAAUGAGUGUGUCAAACACAACAGACAAUGCGCUAGGUGGCGCUAUACAGUCUCUAAGACACACUUGGCCAAAGUGCUGUCUCUGAAUAGCUAUAGCAAUAACACACAUGCCCACCAAAUUUGGUUCAUUUUCCUGAAUGUAUGCGUCAACAACAACACACAAUCUGCUAGGUGGCGCUAUAGUCCCUAAGCCACACUCUAGGCCAGAGCUCUGUUUCUGACUAGCAACAGUAAUAACAAACAAGCUCACCAAAUUUGAUUCAUUUUCGUGAAUGUAUGUCAACCACAACAGGUAACACACUAGGUGGCGCUAUAGAGUCCCUAAGCCACACCCUCGGCCAGAGCUCUGUCUCUGAAUAGCUAUAACAAAACACAUGCCCACCA
Sardina pilchardus (European sardine) is the source of this 5228-nucleotide messenger RNA. RefSeq names its product interleukin 2 receptor, beta (gene il2rb). Lineage: Eukaryota; Metazoa; Chordata; Actinopteri; Clupeiformes; Clupeidae. The transcript has 10 exons. Gene Ontology annotation, cellular component: external side of plasma membrane. The coding region runs from base 97 to 1833 and encodes 578 amino acids. The record is from RefSeq and is a predicted model, not a curated record. Gene Ontology annotation, molecular function: cytokine receptor activity. Gene Ontology annotation, biological process: cytokine-mediated signaling pathway.